Molecule: messenger RNA, 748 nt
Organism: Procambarus clarkii (red swamp crayfish)
Lineage: Eukaryota; Metazoa; Arthropoda; Malacostraca; Decapoda; Cambaridae
Product: selenoprotein M-like
Cellular component (GO): endoplasmic reticulum lumen
Molecular function (GO): oxidoreductase activity
Source: RefSeq, a predicted model, not a curated record
AUGAGCUGAGGUAAGGACACGUUACAGGCAGCCAGUGUGUAGCGAGGCAUCAUGGCGGGAACUCCUCUCCGCGCUCUCCUCCUCCUCCUCCUAGUGGGCCUCUACCCUGCUGCAGGCGAGGACCUCCAGGAGAAGGACGUGGCCAAGGCCAGGGUCGAGAGCUGUGGUGGAUGACGACUGAAUAGGCUCCCCGAGGUGAAGAAAUUCAUCCACGAGGACAUUCCCUUAUUUCAUAAUGUAAGGUACAAGCCUAUUGGUGGUGCUCCCCCAGAGCUGGUCCUUCUCAACAAACUUGAUCAGGAAGUGGAACGCAUUCCUCUUGAGAAAUUUAAUCGUGAGGAAUGUAACCAGUUGCUGCUGAAGAAAGGUUUCUACAAGAAGACAAAACAAGAUGAAGUAGUACCAGAACAGUACCUGGAAGGCCCAUACAGGGAAAGGGAAGAACUCUAGAUGGAUUUAAUCACUUAAUGUUAUUUUGAAAGUAAAUUAGUUGUGUGGCAUUUUGUAAAAUAAGUUAAGUCUCAAAAUAUAGUUCAAAUUUUCUUGGCAUUUCGGACAGCUGAUUAACAAUUUAUAUAUUUCAGGCAGUGCAGAUUGAACAAUAUUAUGAACCUAAUAUGAAGGGGGUGGUGUAAAGGACUUAAUUGUUCUUGCUGCUCUUGGAAGCAACUAAGGUUCAAGUAUUGUUUGAGCAUAUUGUUCUUGUGAAUUCCGAGUUUUGUAGUUUUAAUAAAGUAAAAAAAAACUA